Conger conger (European conger) is the source of this 2870-nucleotide messenger RNA. RefSeq names its product upstream binding transcription factor, like (gene ubtfl). The transcript is spliced from 20 exons. The coding region runs from base 215 to 2359 and encodes 714 amino acids. NCBI's taxonomy places the organism in Eukaryota, Metazoa, Chordata, Actinopteri, Anguilliformes, Congridae. The record is from RefSeq and is a predicted model, not a curated record.
GCGGAGUUUCAUACCGAACCAGACGCUCCUUUUGUCGGAUCCGUUUCGACCUGACUCCCCGGGGUUUACUGCCGAAAAAAAGACACUUUAAGAUCCAUAAAACCAAUAACUCGACUUUAGUUUUGAUUAAUAACAUCGCGUGUUCAUUACUGACAGGAAAGACCGCAUCAGAGACCCGGCAAGUCCACCGGGAGCUGCCCAGCCUCUCACCGCCAUGAACGGCAACAGCAGCGUUCCCGGCGCCUCCCAGGCCUCGCGCGUCAAGGCUGAGCCAGACGCGUGGACCAAGGAGGAGUGUCUGACGCUGUUGGAGAGGAUCCGUACCAUGCUGCCCGACACAGACGGGAUGAAGUACAAGACCACAGAGGCGCACUUCGACUGGGAAAAGAUCGGCUUCGGCGCCUUCACCGGCGACAUGUGCAAGCAGAAGUGGCAUAAGGUCUCUACCGAGGUGCGGAAGUACCGGACGAUGACGGAGCUCAUCAUCGAUGCCACAGAGUACGUGAAGAACCCGUACAAGGGGAAGAAGCUGAAGACGCACCCAGACUUCCCGAAGAAGCCCCUGACCCCCUACUUCCGCUUCUUCAUGGAGAAGCGGGCCAAGUACGCCAAGAUCCACCCAGAGAUGAGCAACCUGGACCUCACCAAGAUCCUCUCCAAGAAAUACAAAGAGCUACCAGAGAAGAAGAAGUUGAAGUACAUCCAGGAGUUCCAGCGGGAGAAGGAGUCCUUCGAGAAGAACAUGGCGCGCUUCAAAGAGGAUCACCCUGAGUUGAUCGAGGAGAGGAAGAAGUCAGACCUCCCAGAGAAGCCCAAGACUCCCCAGCAGCUGUGGUACAACCACGAGAAGAAGACCUACAUGAAGCUACACCCAGACGUGAGUCAGAAGGAGCUGAAGGAGGCCCUGCGCAGACAGUGGUCCCAGCUCUCCGACAAGAAGCGCCUCAAGUGGAUCAGCAAAGCCCUGGAGCUGCAGAAGGACUACGAGGGCAGUAUGCGGGCGUACCACGAGGCGCACCCCGAGUCCAACUCCGACGAACACGUCAAGUCCGUCCUGACCAAGGCCGAGCGUCAGCUGAAGGACAAGUUCGACGGACGGCCCACCAAGCCCCCUCCGAAUGGCUACUCCCUGUACUGUGCGGAGCUGAUGGUGAACAUGAAGGACGUGCCCAGUACGGAGCGCAUGGUGCUCUGCAGCAAGCAGUGGAAGAUGAUGACGCAGAAGGAGAAGGACAUGUUCCAGAAGCGCUGUGAGCAGAAAAAGAAGCAGUAUGAAGUGGACCUGCAGAGGUUUCUCGAGAGCCUGCCGGUGGAGGAACGGGACCGGGUCCUGACCGAGGAGAAGCUGGGGGGGUCCCGGCUCGGGCUGGGGAACACAGGCAACUCCCUUACUGCCAAAUCCCCAGCAACCAAGGACCGCUGUCCUGACGUGGAGCAGUGGGCGCCCGGCCUCACCAAAGACAAGCGCGACGGAAAGAAGCGCACGCGCCUCCCCGAGACGCCCAAGACGGCCGAGGAGAUGUGGCAGCAGAGCGUCAUCGGAGACUACCUGGCCAAGUACAGGAACGACAGAAAGAAAGCUCAGAGCGCCAUGGAGUCGGCCUGGAAGUCCAUGGAGAAGAAGGAGAAGAUCCCGUGGAUCAAAAAGGCGGCCGAAGACCAGAAGAGAUACGAGGUUCAGUACCGGCCUGUGAGGGAGUUGCUGGAGAUGAGGACGCCUCAGGCAGGACAGGGGCAGAGGAAACCAAAAUUUGACGGGGAACCAAAGAAGCCCCCUGUGAGCGGCUACCAGAUGUUCUCCCAGGAGCUGCUGACCAACGGGGAGCUGAACCACUUCAGCCUGAAGGAGCGCAUGGUGGAGAUCGGCAAGCGCUGGCACAAGCUCAGCCAGAGCCAGAAGGACAAGUACAAGAAGCUGGUGGAGCAGCAGCAGCUGGAGUACAAGGCCGACCUGGAGGUCUGGGUCAAGUCCCUCUCUCCCCAGGAGCGAGCGGUGUACAAGGAGUUUUCCACCACGAAGCGACGCAGCACCACCAAGGCACGGGCGCCGGCGGCCAAGGUCCGGGUGGUGAAGGGGAAGGCGGUAGGUGCCAGAGCCGCAGGACUGGGGGCCGGGGGGGGCAGGCGUGCGAUGGCGUACCGGGCCAAGCAGGACACAUCGGACUCAGAGGAAGACGACAAAACCGACUCGUCCGAUUCUGAGGAUGACGACGAUGAAGACUCUUCAGGAAGCACAGACAGCGACGAUGACGACGAGAACGAUGACGAUGACGAAGAGGAUGACGAAGACGACGACGACGACCAAUCGGACGGAUCCAGCAGCUCGUCCACAGACAGCAGUGACUCCGACUCCGAUUAGCCCCGCCCCACAGGAGGAGGGGCUGUGCGGGAUGGGAGAGGUGUCGGGGUCCUCCUAAAAGCUGGCGGCACCGAUUCUCCCUCCGCCCCUGCCCCGCUCCGAAACUGACCGAGACAGAGGGACAGGGCUGGCACCCCCCCCCUCUUCCUCAGAGACUCUUACGCGAUUGGACGAUUUCUCUUUUAAAGGAGGCGUGUUACAUGUGUGUCGCUUUUUUUAUUGCCUUUCUUGAGGUGUUCUGAAAGACCAUGUUGGCCAUUGUGUUUUUUCUUUUUGUUUUUUUUUUUUUGUUUGUUUUUACAUGAAACGGAAAUGCUGAAACACCCGAGGCAUUGGGACAUGUCAGGUUUGUGCUGCGGUGUGGGCGGGGAGCGAUGCCGUCUCCCCAAAGCCCUUGUCUACCGCGCGUGUCAUUUUUCCACAUGCCAGAAGAAGGGGCUCGUUUUCGUACUCCGUGGACACGUUUCUGGGGAAAAUUGAUAAUAAAUGCACUUUUUUUUUCUUGUAUUAA